Messenger RNA from Talaromyces proteolyticus, 795 nucleotides. RefSeq names its product tricarboxylate transporter. The transcript has 8 exons. The record is from RefSeq and is a predicted model, not a curated record. Gene Ontology annotation, biological process: mitochondrial citrate transmembrane transport. Bases 1 to 795 code for a protein of 264 amino acids. Lineage: Eukaryota; Fungi; Ascomycota; Eurotiomycetes; Eurotiales; Trichocomaceae.
AUGUCCAACACACCGUCGCCUACGCCGUCUGUUAUUGCAUGCUGCAUUGCAGGCGCUACAGAGAUAGCUAUUACAUAUCUAGCAGAAUUUGCUAAAACACGGUCACAAUUGAAUCGGCGACUGGGAGAGGGACAGAAACUGCCUGCAAUCGUAGGAAACGCUAUAAAAGUCGCUAUUAGACUCGUUGCGUACGAGCGCAUUGUAUCUCUUCUUAAGGAUGAAACGGGAUACCUUACACCGAUCCAAUCCUCCCUUGCUGGUCUAGGAGCUGGUUGUUUAGAAAGUGUACUCGCAGUCACUCCAUCGGAAAGCAUAAAGACGAUCUUAAUUGACAACAGGAAAUCGGAAGAGCCAUGGAUGAGGGGAAUGGUGCAUUGUGCAAGUGUCGUUGUUCGUGAGAGAGGGUUCAGUAGCCUUCUUCAGGGUUUGGUACCGACAACUGUAAAGCAAGCUGCAAAUUCGGCUACCAGGUUUACCACAUACACGACGAUUCGGGAUAUGUGGCAGAAGCGGCUACCUAAGGAUCAGAAGCCCGAUGCAGUGGCGAUAUUUGCCAUUGGUGCAAUGGCAGAUACCAUAAAGACGAGGAUGCAGAAGAUUGAUGCAAGAAGAGCGUAUCAAAAUAGCUUCGAUUCUGUGGUCAAGGUGGUGAGGAACGAAGGCUUUUCUGUGCUGUCGUCCGGCGCAGUACCGAGAUUAGCAAGAUUGAUGGUGAGUGGAGGGGUUGUCUUCACAGCCUACGAGAAAAAUGUCGACUUCCUUGGGUUGAUAGACCCACAAAGUCAAUGGAUCUGA